UUUAUAUUGACACGAGAGCGAUGGCUAGUAGGUUAGUCAGGCCCUCUCUUGAUUAUAAGCAAUUUAAAUGAUUUUAUCCCGCUUCUGCGUGGUUUGUUUUACGGCAGUGGACUUGCUUUAUAAUUUUAAAUUUUAUUUCGCUCGCGUUUCAGCUCUCAGACGAUAAAAUGUUCUCAUCAUCCAGAGGCUCCGUUGAUCGAAGAUUAUCGAGCGGGAGAUAUGAUUUGCUCUGAAUGCGGUCUUGUUGUCGGAGAUCGGUAAGCUUAAAAAUAUGAUAAAAUCAAUAACUUUCGUCAUACCUACAUUUUUGUUACUCUCUAAGAGAGCCGUAGAUUCCUUAAUACUUCCUUUAUUUCUCAAAGCGAUUGAGCGAAAGGAAUGAUAGAACCUUCGCUGAUAAUGUUGAGUUAACGUGUCUUCUUAUCGGAUCAGUUUAAGAAACACUCCUACUUCGAAAUCUGUUCCUUCAUGUCGUUGCUAUUUCUUGCUUUCAUGUGUAUCUUUUUAUGUAAUCAGAAACGUUUUAGUGUUUCCUCCAAGUAAUAAAACAUCGUUGUUGUGACUAAAGUAAAACUCUGCAAAGCGGUUAAUAUCGAUUCGAGAGAAUUCCCUGCGCAUCAGCAUGUGAUCUGGUGUUAUGCUGACGUCAUCUGCUAUACAAGGAAGUUACAGCAAAUUAAAUUGAGAGAGGGAUAUUUUAUAUUGGAAUAUUGUGUUUCAAAGCAACAGAGGCUGAUACCAUUCAACCACAUCACACUGAAUCUAAAGAAUACCCCUCCCCCUUUGUUUUCCUUUAUUUCAUCAAAGCAUGCUAGCAACUUAUGCCUUGGUGAUCCUGUGCAUGUUAGCUUCUCUUAGUCAGCUGAUUUAUAGUGCAGAAAAAUAUUUAAAUGCACUGAGAUAUCAAAAAAAUCCUUCACUAUUUUAUUACAAAUUUUUCAAAAUUUGUUUGUGAUUAUGAUGAAAGUGAGGCAUCUUAUCAACAUAAUAAACUGCAUCAUUCCAUUUAUUCCAAUUGUCUCUCAUACUUUGUGGUUUUACAGGAGGUCAAAACCGUGCUUAUAACAAAGGGAUGUAUACAUUAACUAGGCUAAAAUAAUUUUAGUUUAACUAUUAUUUUGGCUUUUUUUUCUCCUUUUAUGUAGAGUGGUUGAUGUUGGCUCAGAAUGGCGAACAUUUAGUAAUGAGAAGGCUACCAGUGAUCCCUCUCGUGUUGGAGCAGCACAGGUAAGACAGCAUAUUAUAAUCACAUGAGAAUGAUAGUAGGAUGGUUUUUUGAUUGGGAAAUUACUUUUACACUAUUUGUUGCUGGUAUGCUAAAGACCAUUUUCAAAUUUGAUUGGCACAAGCAUAGCUUUUAAGCUAUAGAUCAUAAUCCACGGGAAUGGCUCAUGAUUGGACUCUUUUUUGGAGACUGCAAAGCAGCAAGAGUUCUACAUUUUGACAGGCAGUCUGUAGUUUAAUGUCUUGCAUUAUAUGUGGGUGAUGAAAAAUUAUUCAGUAUAAAGUUAGGGUUAGAAGCCAUAUUGUUAAUACAAUUGAUAUUUUGGCAAUGAGAGGGAAAGAAAUUUCAAAAGGAGCCUAUGAGAACUCCAAAUGAAAAUAAGCUAACUGCCUGAAGGGCAAGAAAAUGUAAAAGAGCAAGUCAUGAUAUGCUUUAGUUUUGCUUCUGAAUAAUUGAAAUGGUGGUACAAAUUUGCUAGACAAAUCAUGCAGCAAAGUAAAGCAAAACCAAUGCAAUAUCAGGUUUACCUUAAUCUUUAAUAAAAAUUUCUCUCAUACAUGGUAAAUUUCUAUUUUUUAGAAUCCAUUAUUAGGUGGAGGAGAUCUGUCAACAAUCAUUGAAAGAGUCCCAGUGGGAAACAGUGAAACAGAUGGAUACUCCAAAUAUCACAAUAGGGGCGGGGUGAGUUCUCUUUGAAAUUACAGGGCAAUGUUAAUUCAUCCUUGCCAUACCAUUAUCAAGGUCCAAUCAAACAGUCAUGGACUGUAGGAGCUUCAUGAUUUCACUAUGGCCUUUUAACAUCUUUUCAUUUCUUUCUUCUCCGCAUUCAUUAAACUUAGUUGACUGGUUCGGACAGAAGUCUCAUGAAUGCUUUUAGAGAAAUUGGUAUCAUGGCUGACAGGAUAAAUCUACCCAGGAAAAUAGUGGUAAGCCAUUUUUUUCAAACCAAGUCAAUCAAAUCCAUCUGUGGGGUAUUUCAAAUUAAGGUGCUGACAGUUUACCAGUAGUCCAAAAGUAAGGCCCCUAGCAUAUAAAAAUUUCACCUCCAGUAAUUCAGCUAUUAAGCAGCAGCGCAAUGGUACUUGUGGAGUGACAGGUAAUGAUGUGUAAAAGAAAAGAGCAUUAUUUUCUGUGGCUCUUCUUAUUGCCCACUCCAUUUUUCCAAGUUUAAUUUCAAGUUGCCUUCUCAUACCAUAAUACUGCCAUUUUGUCAUGGAGUGCUUGGAACGGGCUUCACAGGUUCCUUUCAAGAAAGCCAAUGAAUCAAGAGGGUAGCUUGAAAAGGUUCAAGAGUGGCUGUGACUUCCUCAUUUUCUUGAAAAUUCUUAAUUUAUCAUACUUAACAUACCUGUUAGUGCAGGCAAAUUCCAAUCAGAAGAUGAUGUUUGACCUAUAUACUGGAAAAAUUCUUUUCUCAAACUUGAGAGUUUGGAUCAAUAUCAGUAUCUGGGCAACUGCCCACCUACCCCUCCCCUAAUCCAAUAUUAACCCUAAAUUGUUAUCAAUUGACUGUUGUUGGGUUAGGGGAGGGGUAGGUGGGAAAUUGCCCACAUACUGAUAUUGAUCCAAGAGUUUUUUAAGUUCUGAUCAUUAUAUUAAGUGGCUUUUGUAGAAAGGUUUAUUUGUGUCCCAUUUGAAAUGGUUUCAUUCCUAACUCUCAAUUGAAGAAAGCAAUUUAUUGCUGAUUUCUCUUGUUCCUUAGGAUCGGGCAAAUCAAUUGUUUAAACAAGUUCAUGAACAAAAGAGUUUAAAAGGGAGAAGUAAUGAUGCCAUUGCUUCUGCUUGUUUGUACAUUGCCUGUCGACAAGAGGGUGUGCCUAGGACAUUUAAAGGUAAAACGAUUAGUCUGUAUGUAUCAGCCUGGAUUGACUAAAAUGGUUUUCUCUAACAGCAUUGAUACAUUCUCAAGCAAAAACGUCACGAGGCUUAAAGAAUUAACCUGGGAAUAUUGUUUGAUUUAACAAGUAAUAAUUAUUGUCAGAGUCAAAUGUAUAAUUAACAAGAUUUCGCUUCCUUGUGAUAUAGUGAACAUACUGAUAGCAGUCUAAAUGAUAAUUACUUUUUGUUAACUUUCCAAAUUGAAAGUAGAAGCUUAAACAAGGGACAAGGGUGUAGCUAGGGAAGUCUGGGGUGCCCGUAAUCCCCACCUCUCCCGUUUGUAAGCUUUUUUAAGCAUACAACCGCAAUAUUCAGGCGGUAAAAACUGGUGAGUACCCUCUGUUUGACACGGUGUGAUCCUCCUUUUAAAUAAUCAUAUCUACGCCCCUGUCUGUCCACACAAGUUGCUCAUUUGCUUUUUAGCGACAAAUCAAAAAUUUGUAUUCCACAGAAAUUUGCGCUAUCAGCAAAAUUUCGAAAAAGGAAAUUGGCCGUUGUUUCAAACUGAUACUUAAGGCCCUGGAGACAAGUGUGGACCUCAUAACAACAGCAGAUUUUAUGGUGAGUUUAAACACCUUGAGAACAUGGAGGAAGUCCUUCCACGUGUUUUUACUCAUAACCCUGACCUGAGAAAAGGAAAAGAAAAUUAGUUUCGAAAAAAUUGCCUUCAGAAAGGCAAGGUUAUGUAACGAACCUUGACUCACCUACCUUAGGAAACUGAAUUCUCUUUAGGAUUUCUGUCAUCCCCGUUCUCCGAGAAAUAUGUAAGACAAACCAAGUAUUGACGGAGCUGCGUUACAGUCAGUCUUUCAAAACUUCCCUCUUCCUUUUCUCUUUAUCUCCUCCUUGAAUGAGAUAGACCUCCACUCAGUUUAGUGUAAGCUCACUAAUCAGCCAAUCAACGCGCUCCUUCUGCCUAUUUAACAAUUUUUCCAUGAGCGCGUGUUGGAGAUGAGAUGGUAAAUUGGCUGUUAUCAAUCUCGUAUCCAGCAAGUGUGAAUGGAACGACAUUUUUUAUUAAAUUUCAUCAAAUCUCGAACGUUUGGAUGUUUGAAGCUUUUUUCAGCUCCGCAACAGCAUUUCAAUAUGAGAUGACUCGGUAUAUGAGCUGAUAACCAGGUUGAUUGCACCAAUCAGAACACUAGAAAUUCAAUAUUAGGAGUUGAAAAUGAAAUAAACUCUCAUAACAAACUACGGUGCACAUCCCUAGUUAAUUAAUUUUUCUCGGCUUGUGAUCUUUGCUAGUCGAGGUUUUGUUCCAAUCUUUGUCUUCCACUUGACGUACAAAAGGCUGCUACACAUAUCGCACGGAGGGCGGUUGACUUGGAUUUAGUGCCGGGGUAAGUCUUCAAUAUAACUGACUCAACGUUCGUUUAUGAUACAGAUUGAUGUUGGUAGGGAAGUAUGUAAGCUAUUUGCGCAGAAUUAUUCCCUACGCGGUUUAGAUUUCCAAAACAAGUCUUUGCGAGUGACAGAAGAGAAUAUCGUAGCGAGAAAUGAAUUUUCGAAAUUAUUCUUAGGGCUUAAAGGUAAAUGCUAAUCGAGUUCGAGAUUGAAUUCAAUUAUCUUCGUUGUCUUUUAUUUAACCCUUUACACUCUAACAUCAGUAUGUAUAUUCUCCAUACUGUUCUCUAAGAUGCCGACAUGAAAAAUUUGUCUAACAAUCAAGAACCUCUUUCGUCGGUAAUCAGUUCCUUUAUUCUCCUAACCUUAAUGUUUGAUUCAGGAGUGGUAUGGUGAGGAGAAAUUAGAUGCCAGUCAUUCUAAGGGGUUAAAGGGUUAAGAAGCUAUAUACUAUUUGCACGGAUAAACCAGUUUUUAUCUGUUAAUUCUCUACUAUUUUGAGAAAACCCUGCGGUGGUUAUGGCGUCGUUCCUAUUUUCCUAUAACCAAUUAUUUUAAUUUUCUUUUAUUUCUCUUUAGUCGAAGUCCCAUUUCAGUGGCGGCUGCUGCAAUUUACAUGGCGUCUCAAGCAUCUGAGACAAAGAAAUCACAGAAAGGUUUGAAUUCUCUAUUGUUCUUAAUAAAUGUUCAUUAAAUAUUUCUGGACUAAGCUGUACUGAAAUCUAACGAAAUUUUAGAGGUAACCUUCGAUCUGUAAGAAUCCUAUAUGCUAGGGAGUAAUAUUUACUUCACGGUAAAACGCUUUUCAACUGGAUGUCGUAAACCAAAUUGACACCAGGGGUCAAUCAGACGGAAAGAACGUAUCACAAGGGACCAAUCAGAACUUAAAUUAAAUACACGUAAGCAGCGGCAGAAGCGCGGAAAGUUGGCGAUGUCAAAGACGUCCAAUCAAAAAUUCUUCUGACAUGCAAUAUUGAUUGUUAGCCAUUUGAUUCGUGCUAAAAGUAAGUGCUAGAGGCAAAACUUUGGAAAUCAGCACAGCUUCUCUGGCAUCCUUAAACACGACACAUCGGCUCUGACAUGCUUGCGAUUACCUGACGUGAUUGCGUUUGUAUUUCCUUUGUAGAAAUCGGUGACAUCGCUGGUGUAGCGGACGUUACGAUUCGUCAAUCGUACAGACUUAUCUAUCUACGUGCAGCAGAACUUUUUCCGACUGACUUCCAUUUUGCUACUCCCGUGGACAAACUUCCGAACCUUUGAUCUUUGUGACAUCUUUCCUCCGUUUUUGAUGUUUAGAUGUUAUUUAUUUGAACAAUAAUUCUUUGGUUUGUUAACAAAACACAUAUUUGUAAAAUUUAGUCCAUUCCAUUGUUCAUGAAGUUUAGUAUUCAACAAAAAAAAAUUUACUCGUAGGAAUUGACUCGUUAUUGAACGUAGCAGUUGCUUUGGGUUACUAAAAGAAGCCACAGGCAAAGCUUGUUAAGAUCUGAGCAAUAUUUCAGGAAACGAAUUGGCUAAAUUACUAACGAAAACGGCGAUGAAUUGCGCUUCUUCCUGCAGAAUUCAUUUCAGUAAUCGAUGAAGAAUCAGUUCCAGCGUCAACGUUUAUGAGUACUGAGUUUCGACUAGACUAAUAAAAUUUUCGAACUUCUAGGAUCGAAUGAGGUUGACGCCAAAGAAAUUUGUUCUUUUAGUCAACCUUACUUCGAAUCUGUAAAAUUUUCAAAUGAAUGCUUAGGAUAUUUUCGAUUAUCCGCUUUGAAAUUGCUACCCGUUUUGUAUUGUACAGAUGAAGUGGAUCUAAAGAGAACAAGACGCCUAAAGGCGUUUCCGUGGGAUGCGUUGGCUACUGAGCGUAGCAUUAAAAGGAAUUGUGCAGUUGCAGUAAACUACCAUGAUUAGUCAGCCGAAGAAAUCAUUGUAGAAAAUUUUAGUGUUGAAGAAACCGUGACUGUUUUUGUAACUGAAAAUAGCGAAGAGUGGCAGCUCAAAAACCUUUGGAUUUUUCUGGAACAAACUGUAACUCCACCCACUGAUCUCCUCGUCUCAUCACCUGUUUCAUCCCUCCUAAUAACAACUGCUCGGUAAAAACAAUUUCCAUCUCCACUGUUGUUUAUCAAAAACGUCAGUAAGUACGUUAACAGGCUAUAUACUCUUUGGUACAAGUAAAAGACUGUACUGAGUUAUUUUCUAGCGAUUUGUCGUUAAUGUUGCGAUAUUUUGGCACCUUGGUGCGAUGUCAAUUUCGAUAUAAACCUUACGCAAGGUGAGAGGUUAAUCGGUAGAUUUAAAUACAUAUUUCAUGGUUAAUCACACAAAAACGUACGCUUCCUUCGAAAAACACAACCUAAAGUAAUGAAUAUGGAGUAAGGCAAAACAGCACACACACAAAAAAGAAAUCGUUUAAAGCAACACAACAUGUCAAAUAAAUUCAACAAUUUCCUUUAUCUAAUCAAAGAAUAUCUAUGGCCAUUUCGUACAUAAAUUACUUCAUCUCUAGAUGAAACAUGUCUGUCAAAUUGUAAUUAUUGGUUGGAGAGAUUGACCAUGAAAUAGAGGUUAGUUGUGCAUAACGAGGCAAAGAGAGGGUCAGAAUACGACAUUGACAACACAAUUUCUAUCUUAUUGUUAACUGAAAUAAAAAGUUCUUCGAACAUAAAUUGAAGGUCGUCCAGUGCACACAGAUAGGUUCCAUCAGAGAAAGCAUGCUUCA
Molecule: messenger RNA, 7160 nt
Organism: Pocillopora meandrina
Lineage: Eukaryota; Metazoa; Cnidaria; Anthozoa; Scleractinia; Pocilloporidae
Source: the annotation of a GenBank genome assembly